AUGGAGGGCGUACGGAGGCUUGUUCUCUUUGCUGUGGGGAACCCUGGGGCCAUGAACAGACACUCGGCGGGCCAUUAUAUGUUGAGCCAUCUAGCUAGUAGUUCAGGCUUAGAGAUUGGUGAUGGAAACAAUUACUAUUCUGUGGGUCAUUCUGAUGAAUUAUCUCUUGUAAAGUCUUUAGUAUAUAUGAACGAGUCUGGGAAGGCUUUAGGACUGUACUUGCGUGCAACUCCUCUAGAUCUGGAUCUGGAUGCCUUGGUUAUUCUUUACGAUGAUUUUGAAGUAAAUCUGGGGAAAGUGAAAAUCUCACCAAUGAAAUCUUUAGAAUCUCACAAUGGACUUAGUAGUUGUCUAAAGACAAUUAAAAAAUUACACAUAGAUACCCAAAAUAUUUUCAAAUUGGGAAUAGGUAUUGGUCCCAAACCAAAGAAUACAAACCCAUUACAAAUGUCCUCAUGGGUAUUGGCAAGGUUCCAAGAACAAGAACUAGCCAAUCUAGACUCAACUGCUCUAGCAAUGUCUUUAGAUUAUUUACAGUUUAUCAAAUCCCAACCAGUAAAGGCAGUCCCUGAAGAAACUUCCCGGUUGAACAAAGUAUUUGCUAAAAAGUUCCAAAAGGGUCUUUACAAGUAA
[Candida] anglica is the source of this 633-nucleotide messenger RNA. Lineage: Eukaryota; Fungi; Ascomycota; Pichiomycetes; Serinales; Debaryomycetaceae. The record is from the annotation of a GenBank genome assembly.